AUGGUAACAGUCUUUCCUUCUCCCUAUCUGGGUCAGAUUGAGCCAGCUGGAGCGAAACCAGACAAGUCCAAACCUGGGACUGGGACUAGCCUUUCUGUCGCUGGAGUGGAAGCCAACCCCUGCCCACCAGCCUGCCUGUCCACGUCAGGGACACACAGACUCCUUCCCUUUCCAGACUGGAAAGCCCCCUCCUGGGAUAGCAGGAAGGAGGCAACCUGCAACUCUUCCUGGCCUGGCCUUUGGGCCAAGCCUAUGGUUCAAGGGUGCAACCCCGUCUGGAGGCUGCGGGCCUGGGGGUGUCUGGCUGGAGGUACAACACUCAUGGUAAUCUGGCUCUUCUGGCUGCUGCGAUCAGUUCCUGGGGGUGCCCCAGCGCCCCAGCCCACACUCACCAUCCUUAUCUGGCACUGGCCUUUCACCAACCGGUCGCCAGAGCUGUCUAGUGACACCUGCACUCGCUAUGGCAUGGCCAGCUGCCAUCUGAGUGCUAACCGGAGUCUGCUAGCCAGUGCUGAUGCUGUGGUCUUCCACCAUCGUGAGCUACAGACCCGGCACUCUCGCCUGCCCCUGGAUCAGAGGCCGCACGGACAGCCUUGGGUCUGGGCCACCAUGGAAUCACCCAGUAAUACCCAUGGUCUCCGUCACUUCCGGGGGAUCUUCAACUGGGUGCUGAGCUAUCGGCGUGAUUCAGAUAUCUUUGUACCCUAUGGUCGCUUAGAGCCCCUCUCUGGGCCUACGCCCCCACUACCAGCCAAAAGCAGGAUGGCUGCCUGGGUGGUCAGCAAUUUCCAGGAGCGGCAGCAGCGGGCAAAGCUGUACCGGCAGCUGGCCCCUCAUCUGAAGGUGGAUGUGUUCGGUCGCGCCAGUGGACGGCCCCUGUGCCCUAACUGUCUGCUGCCCACUGUAGCCCGGUACCGCUUCUACCUGUCCUUUGAGAACUCACAGCACCGGGACUACAUCACCGAGAAGUUCUGGCGCAAUGCACUGGCCGCCGGCGCUGUGCCUGUGGUGCUGGGACCUCCUCGGACUACCUACGAGGCUUUCGUGCCACCAGAUGCCUUUAUACACGUAGAUGACUUCAGCUCUGCCCGUGAACUAGCGGUCUUCCUUGUCAGCAUGAAUGAGAGUCGCUAUCGUGGCUUCUUUGCUUGGCGAGAUCGGCUCCGUGUGCGGCUCCUGAACGACUGGAGGGAGCGCUUCUGCACCAUCUGCGCCCGCUACCCUUACUUGCCCCGCAGCCAGGUCUAUGAAGACCUGGAAAGCUGGUUCCAAGCUUGAACUCCUGCUGCUGGGAGAGGCUGCGUGCGUGGAAGACUGAUG
Messenger RNA from Rattus rattus (black rat), 1320 nucleotides. RefSeq names its product fucosyltransferase 7 (gene Fut7). The transcript is spliced from 3 exons. Gene Ontology annotation, cellular component: membrane. The record is from RefSeq and is a predicted model, not a curated record. The coding region runs from base 1 to 1278 and encodes 425 amino acids. Gene Ontology annotation, molecular function: alpha-(1->3)-fucosyltransferase activity. NCBI's taxonomy places the organism in Eukaryota, Metazoa, Chordata, Mammalia, Rodentia, Muridae.